AUGGAUCAGCAAAUGAAUGUGCUACUGCAAAGUGUGCGAGUCGAAGUCGAUAUUGUGGAUCUCUUUGAUUUCGCACAAGAAAGUACCCGCAAUUGGAAAGAAGGCAACGAAAUAUUCAAGAACAAUCAUGUGAUUGUAGUUGGAGUGACGAAAGUGGCCGGGGAAUCGAUUCACAUUUUUUGCAGCUGCCUUCGUGGAUCGAAUCCGUCAGAACCACCAAGGGAGAUUCGAAUGGUAACAUCCAGCGAACUGCGGAAUUGGGAAAUAUCGUGUUCGUGUCCUGCCGGAAAAUUCCGAUGCAAGCAUCAAUUUGCCUGCCUCCUCUUCAUUCACAGAAAUAAGGAUCUUGAAAUACUAUCUGCAACAGAUGUGCGUCAACAGUGGGGUAAAGUAGCCAAAAUACAAGCUGAAGCGCUUUACGAACCUGUGCCUCUUUCUGGAUUGUGUAAUCAGCGCAAGAGGAACACAUCGGCUACGGUAUCGGAUGAUCUUAGCUCGUCCAUAUUCAAUCUGUUCAUAUCAGAGCUUCCUGGUUCUGCUCUCGCAAAGUCGAUGAUUGGCCGCAAUACAUUGCGACCUAAAGAAAGUGAAAUGGAAUCAUCUGCGUUACCAUCAGCUGAGCUGCAGAUUGAGUCAUUGCCCGAAUCAUUCAACCAAAACCUACCAGAAUGGAAUCCUCUCCAAAAUCAACCAACGGACGUUAUCGAGAAAGAAGAUAUCCAGCAAGAAAUCAAGUUGGCACAAGCUUAUCUAAGACCGUUCAUCGCCAAUCCGUUGGUCACAGCAAGAUGGAAAUAUUACCAUGGACCGCUGCUCGAUUUCAAAUUGCACCUCUUCUAUGAAUAUCGGGUAUGUGUUUCAUCGGAAGAAAGCCUUUCGAUAUGUGCUGAAACGCAUAAUCAGUCCAAUGACAUCUGGCGUAGGGAAAGGCGUAUGCGCAUAACGGCUAGUGAGUGCUACGACCUCUACACUUACUACUUAAACGACACUGGAGAUCGCGACUGGAAUAAAAAGCUGUCAUCGAUUCUGCAUCCGCUAGAAAAACGACUUCCGCCGUUAUUGUAUGGAAAGCAGAUGGAAGGACAUGCUCUGGACUGCUACAGGAAAAAGAAUCCAGGGAAAAACGUUAUAAGAAUGGGACUUGUUAUUCCGCCAUCAGCCCCGUUCCUUGGGUGUUCACCGGAUGCUGUAGUGGUGGACGAUGCUAAACUGAUUGAGAUUAAGUGUCCGUUUUCGGGAAAGGAUAAGUGCAUGUCAGAAAUGAUUGAAGGAUUGAAAUGGAUUGAAAAGAAAACAGAAAACUACACUCUUAGAAAAAAACAUGCAUACUACGGGCAAGUACAGUUAGGCAUGUGCUUGACUCGAACAAAAUCAACGGAUUUGGUGAUUUACAGUGCAUAUGAAAAUGAUUAUUUUUUGAUUAAUGUGCCAUAUGAUAGUAAUUUUAUUGCGAAAAUGUUUCCUGUAUUGAGAGAAAUUUAUUUCAACAUUUUUUUGCCAAUGCUUUGCGCAGAAUGAAUGAAAAUACAAACUAUAAAUUCUUCAAA
Molecule: messenger RNA, 1547 nt
Organism: Aedes albopictus (Asian tiger mosquito)
Lineage: Eukaryota; Metazoa; Arthropoda; Insecta; Diptera; Culicidae
Exons: 4
Coding region: 1-1518 (505 amino acids)
Molecular function (GO): zinc ion binding
Source: RefSeq, a predicted model, not a curated record